This is a messenger RNA of Arabis nemorensis, 588 nucleotides long. Lineage: Eukaryota; Viridiplantae; Streptophyta; Magnoliopsida; Brassicales; Brassicaceae. The record is from the annotation of a GenBank genome assembly.
AUGAUGAAUCCUUCCGGAUCAAACGAUGAAAUAAACCACCGUAAUCCAUUCUCCGGUAACUCGCCGCCGUCGUCGUCGGAGAGCUCAGUGAUGAAACAUCAAUCAGGAAUCGCCAUGAAUUGGACCUCUGAAGAACAAGCGAUUCUCGAUCAUGGUCUUAUUAGAUAUUCAUCGGAACCGAGUACUGUAUUACGUUACGCGAAAAUCGCGUUAGAGCUUGAAAACAAAAACGUUAGAGACGUUGCGAUGCGUUGCAGAUGGAAAUACGAGAUUAUUGAUAUGGUGGUGGCUUCAAACUCAGCUCCGUAUCUGAUUGUACCGUCUCCUCUUCUUAGAGUAGAACAUGGGAUCACUAAUGAGCUUAUUGAACAGAAUAGGCAAAUGUUUAAUCAGAUUACUGAAAAUUUUGCAAACUUAAUGCUCAAAGAAAACUUUAUAUUUUUCUCCAAAAUCGGCGAAAACAUUAGGAAGCUUCUCAAAGAUUUGAAUGAGAAUGUACCGGAGACGAUGAAGCAUAUGCCCCAAUUGCCAGAGAUGUUGAGAGAUGAUCUAGUUGAUGCAAUCUUUCUUCCCUCAAAUCUACCAUGA